This is a messenger RNA of Onychomys torridus (southern grasshopper mouse), 2767 nucleotides long. Its product is annotated as adenylate kinase 9-like. The transcript is spliced from 18 exons. Gene Ontology annotation, cellular component: cytoplasm. Gene Ontology annotation, biological process: AMP phosphorylation. Gene Ontology annotation, molecular function: nucleoside diphosphate kinase activity; ATP binding; AMP kinase activity. The record is from RefSeq and is a predicted model, not a curated record. The coding region runs from base 640 to 2673 and encodes 677 amino acids. Lineage: Eukaryota; Metazoa; Chordata; Mammalia; Rodentia; Cricetidae.
UCCUUAAGGAGAGGAGGUCAGGUGACUGGAGUCUCCUUUCCAGUCGGCUUCUCCGUGUUUUAAUUGGUCUGUUUCUUCGUGUCUACUCUUUUAUUUUCCUGAAACCUGUCUCAUAGUGGUCCUUUCCCGAGUGCCUGUGAUUUCCUCCUCUUUCGUCGCCUAUUUUUAUUCCCGUGAGAGUCAAUAAAGUUCAUGUUGUGGCUGUGUGGCCCACGAAUCUUUCCUAAUUGCUUCAAUGUGGCGCCUUUGGUAUUUGCACAUUUGAUAGUGAGCCUAGCCGUCCGUGAAUUCUUAGAGACGGUGCCAUGUAGGGGAGCGCGCUGGUGUCGGGGGCCGUUCUGGUUAACAUAAGGUUUUUCCGUUUGCUCCCGGGACGUAAGUGGACAUUAAGUAGACAAUAUAUGCACCGACUCUGCUCAUCACCUCUGCAUUUGAGUGGAAGGGUGUUUUAUAAGUAUGAACACAAAAGCAAGCACUUAAGAAUUCGCUGGAUUGACGGCACCUCCUCCAGAGGCCCCGCCCUCCAAGGGGCCCUGCAAGCCGCCCCCUGGUUUCCAGGGCAACCGCCCAACAGAUGCCCGGAGCCUCUGGAAGUAGCUGCUGUCGGUUCCCGGUCCACACUGGCCAGUGUUUCCUAUUAUGGCUUCUGCCGAGAAGACAGAAGAAUAUCCAUUUGCUGAUAUUUUUAAUGAAGAUGAAACCGAGAGAAACUUUUUGUUGUCCAAACCUACUUGCUUUAUUAUAUUUGGAAAACCAGGGUCUGGAAAGACAACAUUAGCCCGUAAUAUAGCACAGGCAUGGAAAUGCAUUCGUGUGGAAGCCUUGUCGGUUUUAGAAGAAAUCAUUGCCACCGAGACUGAAAUGGGAACCACACUGCAGUCAAUGCUGGUGAGUGGUCACAGCAUCCCAGACGAGCUCGUCAUGAAGUUGAUCCUGGAGAAGCUCAAGUCUCCAGAAGUUUCUCACUUUGGUUACAUCAUCACUGAAAUACCAACACUGGCACAGGAUAACAUGACCACUUUGAACCAAGUAGAACUGGUUAAAAAUUUAGACUUGCAACCAGAUGUCAUAAUCAAUAUUAAGUGUGGUGACUAUGAUUUGUGCCAAAGAAUCUCUGGGCAAAGACAGCACAGUUCUACAGGGUACAUAUACUCUAGAGACCAGUGGGACCCUGAGAUCAUCGAGAGUCGCAGGAGAAGGAAGAAGGAGUCUCCCAAAGAUGGAAAAUCUGAAGAGGAAGAAGAGGAGGAAGAACAAGAAGAGGAGGAGGCACUGAUUGCUGAGAUGCAGAUGGUGGCAGAAAUGCUUCAACACCUGGUUCAGAGGCCUGAGGAUUAUUUGGAGAACAUCGAAAAUACUGUGAAACUUUAUAAGGAAGAACUUCUUGAUGCUUUAGAAGAGAUAAUGGCUGAGCAUAAUCCCCAGUACCUCAUUGAGCUUGAUGGGAAUAAGGCACCAGAGGACCUCUUCACGACAGUUAUAGAGCGGCUGAAAUACUUGAAUCUGAGAAGAGCAGCCGUAAUCACCAAGCUGCAGAGCACGGAAGAAGAAAUGAACGACAUCGUGGACACCGAAGAGCUGUUCCGGACACUCGCGGCGUACAAACUCAUCGCCCCGCGGUACAGGUGGUACCGCAGCAAGUGGGGGCGUUCCUGCCCCGUGGCCUUAAAGGACGGGAACAUCUACUCCGGAUCGGCCGAUCUUUCUGUGAGUUUUCUAGGUAAAAUGUACUGCCUUUCUUCUGAAGAAACAUUAAAACUGUUCUCACUGAACCCCCGUCCUUGCCUUCUGCCGCCCAUGCCGCUUCCGCCGUGUAAAAUCUUUGUAUUUGGGCCUCGCAGCUCGGGGAGAACGACGCUGUGCAACUUGGUGGCAGAGCACUUCAAAGGGAAGGUAGUUGACUAUGCUGAAAUUGUUCAGCCACGUUUUGAUGAAGCCCGUGAAAAACUAAUUAAAGACACUAUAAAAGAAGUCACCAACACAGCCAUCAAAAGCGUGAAAGAGAGGCUGCUGAUGGAGCUGAAAUCCAGGAAGCAAGAGGAGAGGACCCUAAAGGAAUUGCAAGCGCAGUAUGCAAAAAAGGAGUAUGAAGACUUCAUGGAUAAUAAAAUGUUUAAAAGCACUGAAGACUUACAGUCUUUGGAUGAUGAAGCGACUGCUCCAAGCUCCCAGAAAUACAGCUCCUUAGACGUUCUCGACGAAGACAAAACCAGGUCUGACUACACCCUUGUGGACGUCGAUAAAGACGUCUCCACAGAAGACUCGAUAGAAGAGGUGAAUGAGACCCAUCCCGAGGUGCUUUUCAUCGUAGAGGACACUCUGAGACAGGCCAAGGAUCUGAACUUUGAGCAGCCCUUUGAGAAACACACUGAGCUACUAGAGGAAGUCAUCAAAGAGGUAACAGAAGAUAACAAGAACAGGUUUCCCGGUGCCCAAAAAUAUGGAGGAUGGAUUGUGGACAACUGCCCUACUAUAAGAGAUCUGUGGACAGUCUUCAUCGAUAAAGGAAUCAUUCCUGAUUUGGUUAUCUCUUUGACAGAUGGAGAAAACAAUGGAAAAUGUUUUUUAAAUAGAAUGUAUUUAAGGAGUAAGUCUGAAAUUGAUGCUAAGAUUUUAGAACGAUUAUUUGAAGAACUUCAAGCCAAAAAAAGGGAAGAGGAGGAAAUACGGUAAUUACGGUUCAUGUGGACUGAAAAACAGGCUACACACUGACCAUGCCCCUGCUUCCAGAGACUUCAUUUUAUUUGUGUGUGUGUGCGUGUGUGUG